Poecilia latipinna (sailfin molly) is the source of this 1918-nucleotide messenger RNA. RefSeq names its product TGF-beta activated kinase 1/MAP3K7 binding protein 1 (gene tab1). Gene Ontology annotation, cellular component: cytosol. Lineage: Eukaryota; Metazoa; Chordata; Actinopteri; Cyprinodontiformes; Poeciliidae. Bases 54 to 1547 code for a protein of 497 amino acids. Gene Ontology annotation, biological process: protein dephosphorylation. The transcript has 11 exons. Gene Ontology annotation, molecular function: protein serine/threonine phosphatase activity. The record is from RefSeq and is a predicted model, not a curated record.
UUAACAAAUCGGACACUGCGGCAUGAUCCUGAACGCAGCAAAUAGCAUCCAACAUGGCGGCAGAGCCGAAGACUUUGAUGCAAAGCCAGCAGCAGAGCUGGACAGAUGACCUGCCUCUGUGUGAGAUGUGUGGCGUCGGAGUGGCGCCCAACUGUGUGUACAGCCAGGAUGGUAAAGGAGCCCAGAGCCACCCCAUGGAGGACAGGCAUCUCAGGCUGAGAGGCGAGAACUGUUUCCUCUAUGGCGUUUUUAACGGCUAUGACGGCAGCAGGGUGGCGGACUUUGCAGCCCAGUGUCUGACCGCUGAACUCCUACUCGGGGAGCUCAACUCAAGUCACACAGACAGUGACGUCCGCCGGAUCCUCAUUCAGGCCUUUGAGGCGGUGGAGGAGAGUUACUUUAAUACAAUAGGUGAUGCUUUGGCUAAAAAGGCUCACCUGUCCAACUACCUCCUGCCACACAAUGAGAGUCAGAAGGUCCAGGAGCGCCUGAAGGAGCUGGAGCAGGAGGUGUCAGGAGGCGCUACGGCUGUGGUGGCUCUGAUUCUCAACAAUAAGCUCUACAUCGCCAAUGUUGGUACAAACCGGGUUCUGCUGUGCAAGUCCAGCAGCGACGGUCAGAACCAGGUCCUCCAGAUCGGGCGGCCACACAGCACCGACAACGAAGACGAGCUACAAAGACUGGCGGCAAUGGGUGUGGACGUGGCUCGAAUACGGCAGGCGGGACAGAUCGCUGGACAGAGCAGCACCAGGCGGCUGGGAGACAGCAGAGUGAAGAUCAACUACUCUGAGAUAGAUCUGCUCAGUGCGGCCAAGGCAAAGCCCAUCAUCUCUGAGCCAGAGAUCCAUGGCAGCCACCCUUUGGACGGUGUAACAGGAUUCCUGCUGCUGAUGUCAGAGGGUCUAAUAAAUGCCCUUGAGUCUGCCCACGGCCCAGAACAGGUCAACCAGGAAAUUGUAGCCAUGGUAGCGGCUGAGCUGGCCCAGCAGACCAGUUUGGAGGCGGUGGCUCAGUCUGUGGUGGAGCGGGUCAAGAGGCUUCACCACGACGUCUUCGUGUCCGGCCGCCAGAGAGCGGCCUUCUGCUCUCGGCACGAGGACAUGACCCUGCUCAUUCGCACGAUCAAUUACCCGCUGGCGGACGCCGCGCUCACGCCCACACAAGGUAGCGGGCGAAUUUAUCCAGUUUCGGUACCGUACUCCAACAGCCAGAGCACCAGUAAAACUAGCGUGACCCUCUCACUGGUAAUGCCGUCUCAAAGCACCCUGACCAACGGGACUAACACCGCCUCCACCCUGGAGGAAGGCACCCCCACACCGGGCAGCCAGAGCCCUACAGCCACCCUGCAGUCCACCAACACCCAAACACAGAGCUCCAGCUCCAGCUCGGGGGAUGGAAGCCUGUUUCGUCAGAGAGGGAGCCAAGCAGUGCAGCCCGACGAGACCGGCAGGGUCCCGCCCUACGUGGACUUUAGUCAGUUCUACCGACUUUGGGGAGGGGACAACAGCGACAGCCAAAGCACACAGGGAGGCCUUGGACCCCAGUAAGGAGGAAGGUCUGAAGGAGGGGCAUGAACUACAAGGAGAAAUGUUGUUUAUGUUUUGUUUUGUUUUUUUGUUUUUUUUAUCAAACUUGUGGAAUUACGAACAAUAUGUACUGCAAAAGAGACUUUGUGAGCGUGAGUUGGAAGGAACCGGGGCUUUCUAUUAUUUCUUCAAUGAAAACUGUGAGGAAGUGGCGUCACACCACACCCCAAUUAAUGUUUGCUUCUCUUCGAAACAUAAACAGUCACAACUCGAUUAUAGUAAUCCAGAUUGGUGAAGUUCCUGUUGAAGGGAACUCCAGGACCUGGACAAGGAUGUUUUAUUCAAGGCCUUAAACUGUAACUAAUGAAUGAAUGAAUGAAAGCAUCUGAAAG